Messenger RNA from Olea europaea var. sylvestris, 3288 nucleotides. RefSeq names its product coatomer subunit beta-1-like. The coding region runs from base 182 to 3028 and encodes 948 amino acids. Gene Ontology annotation, biological process: endoplasmic reticulum to Golgi vesicle-mediated transport; intra-Golgi vesicle-mediated transport; intracellular protein transport. Gene Ontology annotation, molecular function: structural molecule activity. NCBI's taxonomy places the organism in Eukaryota, Viridiplantae, Streptophyta, Magnoliopsida, Lamiales, Oleaceae. The record is from RefSeq and is a predicted model, not a curated record. The transcript is spliced from 6 exons. Gene Ontology annotation, cellular component: COPI vesicle coat; cytoplasm.
AUUAAGAAGCCACGUUCCAAACACUGAACUUUUAAGUUAGAAAAUAAAUCAUUUGAGAGCGAGCUGCAGAUCCCCGAUUAUAGCAGUGAAAAUUUGCGCAUACAGAAACUAAAGAAACAAAAUCUGUUCCUUCGAGCUCUCAAUCGACUCCAAUUCUCGGUGACUAGGUAACAAGUGAAAAAUGGAGAAAUCGUGCUCUUUGCUGGUACAUUUUGACAACGGCACUCCAGCCCUUGCUAAUGAGAUUAAGGAGGCACUAGAAGGAAAUGAUGUUCCUGCUAAGAUUGAUGCCAUGAAAAAUGCAAUCAUGCUUCUGCUGAAUGGUGAAACCCUGCCUCAGCUCUUCAUUACUAUAGUUAGAUAUGUAUUACCCUCUGAAGACCACACUGUUCAGAAAUUGCUGUUGUUAUAUUUGGAGAUCAUCGACAAGACUGAUGGCAAAGGUCGUGUGUUGCCCGAAAUGAUCUUGAUCUGCCAGAAUCUAAGGAAUAAUCUUCAGCACCCGAAUGAAUACAUCCGAGGUGUCACACUGAGGUUCCUUUGUCGGCUGAAUGAGGUGGAGAUCAUUGAGCCUUUGAUACCCUCCAUUAUGUCUAACCUGGAGCAUCGACACCCUUAUGUUAGGAAAAAUGCAAUUCUUGCUGUGAUGUCGAUUUACAAGCUCCCACAAGGUGAGCAGCUCUUGGUUGAUGCACCAGAGACCAUUGAGAGGUUUCUUUCAACGGAGCAGGAUCCAUCAGCUAAGAGGAAUGCAUUUCUGAUGCUUUUCAAUUGUGCUCAGGAUCGUGCUAUCAAUUACCUUUUGACCAAUGUUGACAGAGUACCUGACUGGGGAGAAUUAAUGCAGAUGGUUGUCUUGGAGUUAAUCCGGAAAGUUUGUAGGACGAACAAAGGAGAAAAAGGUAAAUAUAUCAAGAUAAUUAUAUCCCUUCUGAAUGCCCCUUCAGCUGCUGUUGUCUAUGAAUGUGCUGGAACCCUCGUUUCUUUGUCUUCUGCUCCUACGGCUAUUAGAGCUGCGGCUAGUACAUAUUGUCAGCUUCUUCUCUCUCAGAGUGACAAUAAUGUUAAGUUAAUUUUGCUUGAUCGUCUGAAUGAACUUAAGUCUUCCCACAAAGAUAUUUUGGUCGACAUGAUCAUGGAUAUACUGAGGGCACUAUCAAGCCCAAACCUUGAUAUCCAAAGGAAAACUCUUGAUAUUGUUCUAGAACUGAUCACCCCUCGAAAUGUCAAUGAGGUAGUUCUUAAUUUGAAGAAGGAAGUUAUGAAAACUCAAAGCGGGGAGCUUGAGAAGAAUGGGGAGUAUCGCCAAAUGCUUAUUCAAGCCAUCCAUUCUUGUGCGAUAAAAUUCCCUGAAGUUGCAAGCAUAGUGGUCCAUUUAUUGAUGGAUUUCUUGGGAGACAACAAUGUGGCUUCUGCUAUGGAUGUUGUCAUUUUUGUGCGUGAGAUAAUUGAAACCAACCCAAAAUUAAGAGUUUCCAUUGUAACCAGACUUUUGGAUACAUUUUAUCAGAUCCGAGCUGCAAGAGUUUGUGCCUGUUCACUUUGGAUCAUUGGAGAGUAUUGUCUCUCACUUUCUGAAGUUGAGAAUGGCAUUUCAACUAUAAAGCAGUGCCUUGGAGACCUACCUUUUUUUUCGAUUUCUGAAGAAGAGGAAGCUGCUGAUUCUACAAAGAAGCCCCAGGUGACAAACUCCACUACCAUUUCAUCUAAAAGACCAGCCAUCCUUGCUGAUGGGACUUAUGCUACUCAAAGUGCUGCCUCUGAAACUGCUUUCUCCCCUCCAACUGUAGUUCAAGGAUCUUUGGCUACUGGAAAUUUGCGAUCCCUUCUUCUCACUGGCGAUUUUUUUCUUGGGGCUGUUGUUGCCUCUACACUAACGAAGCUCGUAUUAAGAUUAGAAGAGGUUCAGCCUUCAAAGGUUGAAGUGAACAAAGCAUCAACCAGUGCAUUAUUGAUCAUGGUCUCGAUUCUACAGCUAGGGCAAUCUUCAGUUCUCCCUCACCCCAUUGACAAUGAUUCUUAUGACAGGAUUGUUCUUUGCAUAAGAUUGCUGUGCAACACAGAAGAUGCUGUGAAGACGAUCUGGUUGAAGUCUUGCCAUGAGAAGUUUGUUCAAAUGCUUUUAGACAAACAGUUACGUGAAACUGAGGAAAUAAAAGCAAAGGCUCAGAUAUCUCAUUUGCAGCCUGAUGACCUAAUUGACUUCUACCAUUUGAAGAGCAGGAAGGGCAUGAGCCAGCUGGAGUUGGAAGAUGAGGUUCAGGAUGAUUUGAAACGUGCUACUGGGGAGUUUGUUAAGGAUGCAGAUGAUGCUAAUAAGCUAAACCGUAUUGUUCAACUGACAGGGUUUAGUGACCCAGUGUAUGCUGAAGCUUAUGUGACAGUUCAUCAGUACGAUAUUGUUUUGGAUGUUACGGUUAUUAAUAGAACAAAGCAGACCCUUCAGAAUUUGUGCUUGGAGCUUGCUACAAUGGGUGAUCUUAAACUUGUUGAGCGACCACAGAAUUAUACUUUGGCGCCUGAAUCAAGCAAGCAAAUAAAAGCAAAUAUUAAGGUGUCCUCUACUGAGACAGGAGUCAUAUUUGGUAACAUUGUUUACGAGACCUCAAAUGUACUUGAGCGGACUGUCGUGGUCCUUAAUGAUAUUCAUAUUGAUAUUAUGGACUACAUCUCUCCUGCUGUGUGUGGUGAUGCUGCUUUUAAAACCAUGUGGGCAGAAUUUGAGUGGGAAAACAAGGUUGCUAUCAACACUAUAAUAACAGAUGAGAAAGAAUUUCUUGACCAUAUAAUCAAAUCAACCAACAUGAAAUGCCUGACUUCACCGUCGGCCCUGGAAGGUGACUGCGGCUUCUUGGCUGUUAACUUGUAUGCAAAGAGUGUAUUUGGGGAAGAUGCUUUGGUAAAUGUGAGCAUUGAGAAACAAGAAGAUGGGAAACUGAAUGGAUAUAUUAGGAUAAGGAGUAAGACCCAAGGAAUUGCCCUCAGCUUGGGUGACAAGAUAACUCUCAAGCAGAAGGGAGGAAGCUGAUCUCUUUAGCAGGGUUAAACUCAAAACAUGCUUGGAAGAAUAGUCGGAGUUCUCUGCGAUCAGCUGUUGCUUUGGAAUUUGCAUCUUAAGGUAGAGGAGAUCAUAAAAGAAAAUGUUCUGUUUUUAGGUGUAUUUUCUAAAAAUUAUUUGUAAUGAUUUUUUACUGCAAAAUGACUGUAAUUUUGAAUAGAGUAAUUAAUUUUGAUUAAAAUCUGUGCACGGUGGAUUUAAACUAUAGAUUUGCUUUGACGUAUCCCAUA